AUGAAAUAAAUAUAAGACAAGACUUAUAAAGAGUUUGCUGAUAUUAAACAUCACAUUGGUACAUUAUAGAGUCAACAACUUUCUGAUGAAGAACUCUCUCUUCUUUAUGAAAGAUUGAAAUAUCAAUUUACAAAUCUUAAUUAGUAAGUUGCAGUUACUUAAACUCUUAAACCAAGUGGUGAGCCAUAACCUAUUCAUAAAAGAUAAAAAAUAAAACGAGAUAAACCAUUAAUCUAAUAAUAAGGUAAAUCAAUAGCACUUCCAAAGAUUUUGAAACAACCAUCUAUAGAAUAAAGACCAAAAAAGUCUAAAGGGAAAUUAAAAUCAGCUCAUAUUUAUUAGGCUAAUGUUUUAAAUAGAGAAUUAAGAUUAAACCCAUUUUCAGAUUUACCAACAAUAUUAGAUGAAGAUCUUAAUAAAGGAGUCAGCAAUUUAAUUUAAUCUGGUUUGAUACCAAGGGAUGUUGAUGUAGGUCCAGCUUUUAAAAGAGGAGAUGAAUUACUUUCUAUAUCAUAAGUUUAAGUUUAGAAUCCUACAGAGAAAAGCAAGUAUUAUAAUACAGGAUAUUCAGAAAAUCUAUCAAAAUAUAAAGUUGCUCCAAAAAAACAAACAGCUAAAUAGAUUGCUGAUUAUUCAUCAUCUUUUGUUGAGAGACAAUCUGUUCCAAAAGAAAAAUAAUAGUAAACAAAAAUUGCUAGAAAAGCUAAAUAUAUAAUAGAAAUAAAAAAUGGACAUUAUGUACCAGAUUUUCAUUAUCAAAUCAGAAAUCUUAUGAUUUGGGGAGGAAUUAUGCAUAUUAUAAAGAAAUUAGAAAAGAUAGCAUCAGGAUAGUUGGAUGGUGAUAGGAUAGCAUAAUUGGCUUAAUCUUAAUUCAAAGUUCAUUUGAUUGAAUUAUAUGAAUGUUAUAUAUCCAAACCAAUAAUGGAUAGAUUAUACAUUUUAAAUAAGAAAUAGUUUUCAGUUGAUAGUGCUAUAGUGAAAAUUUAAGCAACUGUGAGAAUGUUUGUUGCAUCAAGAAAGUACAGACAUCAAAAAAGAAUUGUAUAGAAAGUUAUUAGAAUUUAAAAAGAAUUUAGACUAAAAUAAACAUAUGUUUAUACUAUAAAUUAAAUAAAAAAGAAUAUGGGAUAAUUAAUUAGUACAUUAGAAAAUAGAUAAAAGUAAUUUUUAUUAGAAGAUUUAAAUUAAAAAAGAAUAGAAAUUCAUAUUCCUUCAUAUUCCAUUAAAUAAUUUUAAAGAUUAUCAAUGAGUCAUUUCAAAAGUAGAGAAGGUUUACAAUUGACAAGAUUAUUUGCUUUAAAAGAUCCUAAUGUAAGUAUAAUUUUUGUAUGUGCACCUUUAUAAGAAGAAAUUAUGGCUUAUUUCUAUAAAUUAUUAGAAGUUGCUGGUAUAAAUUCUGAAGGUAGAUUAUUCUUUAUUCAUCCUGAGAAUAUAAAUAGAUUUCCAUAACAUUAUUCAUUGGCAUUAUUAUUAUAUCUAUCUCCUAAAGCUAUUCAUUAAAUUUCUGAAUUAAUCAAAGGAUAAUUAUCAUAUAUUAUACCAAUGAGAGUAGGUAGAGAAGAGUUUUUGAUAGCUGAAUAUCUAAAAACAAAUAUAUAUUCUGGUCCUUAUGAAUUAAUAGAGAAAUACUCUAAAAAAUCUGAAGCUAUUGAAUUAUUUAGAUAAUUAUCAUUACCUGUGGCUCCAGAAUAUCAUAAAUUUGUUAGUAAAGAUGAUUUUGUAGAUAAAUUGACUGUAUUGAUUAUGAAAAAUCUGACAGUAUAAAAAUGGAUGUUUAAAAUAGACAUUGAAUUUAAUGGAAGAGGAACAGCAUGGUUUAGUUUAGAAGGAGUAAAAUAAUUUAUAGAAAUCAAGAAGUUUCCACAUAGUAUUGAAUUUAAAGUAUUAAGAGAAUUAGUUUAAACUGUAAACAAUAAUUGUAAAUAUUAUAUAGUUAUUACCUAUAAAAACUGUAUUGGCAUUUCCUUAGAUGUUUACUUUUGAGGAAUACUUAGACAAUUUUAUUAAAAAUGGUGGAAUAGUUGAGGCUUAUCCAAAUGCAUAGAAAGUUUAAACAAUAAAUAUCUAAGUAAAUCUUGAGAAUUAAGGAACUUAUUAGAUAUUGAAUACAUCUACAAGCAUAGUAAUAAAAGAGUAACUAUAAUACAUGAAUAUUCAUUAGAAUGUCUAAAGUUGGUUGUAUAUAUCCUUAGAAUGUUCUCAAUUUAAAUGUCGAUUCUCUCAUAUAACCAUUAGCAGAAGAAUUAUAUAAAUAGAAUGUCUUUGGUUAUUUUACACUUUCCUUAUUAUCAUUUAAUGGAGCCUUUUAUACUAAAUCUUUGAAGUUUGGAUUAGAUGAAUAUAUUGGGGCAACAAUAUUGGCAACAGCAAUGGAAACUGAUCAGUUUACAUAUAUUCCAUUUGUUUAUCAUCCAGGAAUAGCAGAAUAGAAAUUUAAUGAUUUAUUUAUAAAAUGUAGAAAGGAAGGAAUAUCUUUUGAUAUUGAAAAGAAAGUUGGAACAUUAAUAUGGUUAUCAGACUAAAUUGAAAAAGGAGUAUUAUCAUUGUUAUGUUUGGGUGCACCUAAAAAGGCUGUGAAGUUAACUACAGAUGCAUUAAAUUUUUUGUAAUAAUUUGGUGGGAAUAUAAUGAAAACAAAUAGUCAUUAGAAACAAGAUACAUUUUACUUUAUAGAUAUAGUUAGUAGAUUAAGAUAAUUAAAUAGUGAAGGUUAAUAAUGA
Messenger RNA from Paramecium pentaurelia, 2720 nucleotides. The record is from the annotation of a GenBank genome assembly. Lineage: Eukaryota; Ciliophora; Oligohymenophorea; Peniculida; Parameciidae.